This is a messenger RNA of Paralichthys olivaceus (Japanese flounder), 2729 nucleotides long. NCBI's taxonomy places the organism in Eukaryota, Metazoa, Chordata, Actinopteri, Pleuronectiformes, Paralichthyidae. The record is from RefSeq and is a predicted model, not a curated record.
UUCGAUGCUCUUCCUGUUUCAGGGCGUUAAUGCGCAUCCAGCAACUCGAAGCUCCGGAGGAAACAAGUCUCUGCGGCCCAGGACACGACACGUCAGGUCCGAGGAGGAAACAGCGGCUCCGAAGGAAAACUCAACCCAGGGAAACAGUCUGGGACUCGGCAGUAACCAUGGUGGGCGAACGCCGCAAUGGGAACCUGCUGGUCCAGCUGGGCCCGAAGUUGCAGGCGUAUCCCGAGGAGCUGAUCCGCCAGCGCCGAACCCAUGAUAGCCAAACUGAGUACCUGAUUCGUUGGUGCCUCGUCACCAUCGAUGACGGCUCCAGCUCUGCGGGCGGGGCCAGGGAGACAGGUGGGGCGAGUGGUGGCAACUCUGGAGUGGGCGGGUCCAGCAGCUCCACAUCAGGUGAAUCCAAAUCAGAGAACAUCCUGAUGUGGAUGUCGACAGAGGAUGUGUAUGCCAACUGCCCCACUCUGCUGGGUAAGAGGAAAACAGACCCACAGCGCCCCCUGCAGCUACAGGAGAAGCAGCAGGGCGGUGAGACAUCAGAUGGAGGCCAGAGGAUCGGUGGCGACGACUUCCCAGCCGACGCCACCUUUGAUGAGGUGGAGCUGUCGGACAUGAAGGAGGAUGUGAAGAACCUGGUGCGUCGGGCAAGGAAGCAGAUGGCAAAAAAGAGCGAUUUCUCCAUCAGCAUCACACACACCAUCCACGUGCUUAGUGCCUACGCCAGCAUCGGCUCGCUGGUCGGCGUCUUCAAGGAAACCGGCGCCCUCAACCUACUGAUGGAGCUGCUGUGCAACAAGGAGACGCAGACCAGACGCAGUGCCGGGAAGAUGCUCCGCGCGCUGGCCUCACAUGACGCAGGAAGUCGAGCGUACGUCCUCCUGUCUCUUAGUCAGCAGGAUGGCAUCGAGCAGCACAUGGACUUCGACAACCGCUACACGCUACUGGAGCUAUUUGCCGAAACCACGUCCUCAGAGGAGCAUGGCAUCUCCUUCGAGGGGAUUCACCUGCCUCAGAUUCCAGGAAAGCUACUGUUCUCUCUGGUAAAGCGCUACCUGUGCGUCACAUCUCUCAUGGACAAACUCAACACGACGGGGACAGAUUCUAGCUCUGAAAGACAGGAUGCCAGCCCCUCCCCCGCCUCCACCAGCACUGGCCACCAUAUGGAGCACCUACGGGUCCAGAGGGAGUUUGACUUCACCAUGGCAAUGGCCAAUCUGAUCUCAGAGCUGGUCCGAGUGAUGGGCUGGGACCGCAACCGCCUGCUCCCCGACGGCUCUGCAUACUGCCUCGGAGGAGGAGUCUGCGGGGAAGAGCAGGUAGAGGAUCCGUCUCACCCUGUCCUCAGGUCCAUCUUCCAACCUAGAUUCUGCACCUCCCCCAUUGCUCUCCCCAUCAACUCUUCCGUCGCAGUGCCUGCCAUUACACCGCCGAAGAAGAAGUUGGGAAACGGAUUCAAAACACGUUCCGACUUUGCUUGCCGUUCGGCCUACGUGGAGUACGUCCAGGACAACCUGAAGAGCGGCAUGAUGGUCCGCAUGCUUGAGGACUACGAGGAGGUGAGCGCUGGGGACGAAGGAGAGUUUCGCUACAGCAAUGACGGCUCGCCACCUGUUCAGGUGUACUGGAACUCACUGUCCAGAACGUACUGGGUCCACUGGCACAUGGUGGAGAUCCUGGGCAGCGGCAGCAGCACUCAGGCCGAGAAAGAAACGCAGGAAAAAGCCUCGUCCCUCACAGAGACACUCAAACUCACCGCAGUGAGUCAGACAUUCUUCUCAAAGCCGCCAGGUGGUCUCUACUCGCUGCCGUACCUUUUGGAGGGUCUGCAGGCAGAGCCUGCAGCACUGAGCCGAGCAGAGUGGUGGGAGAUCGUCUUCUUCAUCAAGAAGCUGGAGCCGAAACAGCAAAAGGAAGUGAAUGGCAUCCUGCUGCAGAGCCUUGAUGAGCAGGACAGACACCUGGAAGACUCGUCCCUGAUCAGUCUGUCCGUCCCUGGAGACGUGGCUAAGAAGUUGCUUCAUUACCUGAAGCAGAACCUGCCGUCGUCAUGUCUGAGCGACCUGCUGUGCUCCCACGCCUUCUCCAAACACUAUUUGAGGAGAGGAGGAGGACGUCUAGAGGGCGAAGAGCUGCUGGCUGAAAGCUCUCUGGUUUCAUCAGUGCUGGGAGGAGGAGGAGCACCAGGCUCCUCGUCUUCAUCAGUUAUGGCCUCAGUCUCAAAGAAACCGAAGAAGGAGGUUCCUGCCGAUUCAGAGACGGAGAGCGAGCUGCCAGCAGAGGACGACAGAGAGCUCCCUGAUGACCUGGAGCUCAAGAUCACAGUGUUUAAUAACCCACUGGUCCAAGGGAAGAAGACGGCGUUAGAGAAGAUGGGAGAGGUGGUGGACAUCUUGAAGAAGGGGGGGUCAGGCUCAGACCAGACGCAGCAGCUCGCCGCUGUGCUCUUUAUCACCAGACUGAUGGAGGAGAGAGGAGCGCAGGAGAAAAACUACAUGAGGAGCGAAUCUGCUCAGACCAUACGGGACAAGGUUCUGAAGCUGCUCGUGGAGCUUCUGUCGUCAUUGUGCAAAGACGUAGUGAUCAGCACCCUGAGACUCAUUCACCUCCUCAUGCUGAAAUAUGAGUGGAGAGUUUCCUUUGCCACUGAAGGUGGAGUCAAAGCAAUCCUGUCAUGCAUGCAGGGGUUCUCGUCAGUCACACAUGUUCAGCAGCUGGCACUCGCG